AUGAAACCCAAACUUUUCUUCUUGCCAUUUCUCGUUUUUAUUACGGUUUUUAUAGAGUCAGAAGCAGUUCAUCCAGUGGUUCUGGAAACAAAACUUGGAGAUAUUCGAGGAAAUGAAUUCUUCUUUUUAUCGAAAAAAAUCAGAACAUUCUUUGGUGUCCCAUUUGCCGAACCUCCAGUUGAAGAGUUCCGUUUCCGCAAACCACGAGAAAAGAAGCAAUGGAAGAAAGUAUUCGAUGCGACGAAACCUGCGAACGCCUGUUUUCAAACAAGAGAUAACUACAAUACAAGUUUCUGGGGGAGUGAGAUGUGGAAUGCGAAUACUCAAAUCAGUGAAGAUUGUCUUUAUUUGAAUAUUUGGGCGCCAGCUGAUGCGUAUAAUUUGACAGUAAUGGUCUGGUUCUUUGGCGGUGGAUUCUAUUCAGGAAGCCCGUCUUUAAGCAUUUAUGACGGAAGAGCGCUCACUUCCACCCAAAACGUGAUUGUUGUGAAUAUCAAUUACCGUCUCGGCCCAUUCGGAUUCCUUUAUCUAGACCACCCAGAUACUCCAGGAAAUAUGGGACUCUUGGACCAGCAAUUGGCGCUUCAUUGGAUUCGUCAAAAUAUUGUGUCGUUUGGCGGAAAUCCGGACAAGGUCUCCGUUUUUGGGCAGUCAGCUGGAGCAGCCUCGAUCGUCGCUCAUCUGAUUGCUCCGGGUUCCCGAGGACUCUUCAAGAACGCUAUUCUUCAAUCGGGAAGUCUCGAGAACACCUGGGCCAUUAACUCUCCAUUUCGAGCGAAACAGAAAUCAGAGAAACUUUUGGAAUUGGUUGGAUGUAACAAGACUACGGUCGAAAAUUCGAUGACAUGUCUCCGUUUGAUUUCUCCCGAACAAUUGAGUCUGAGCACAUGGAAUAUCUCGUUGACCUAUCUCGAAUUUCCGUUCGUCAUUGUCUCCAGAGACAACCACUUCUUUGGUCAUUUAGACGCGCGUGCGGCGUUGCGUGAAGGCGAUUUCAAUAGGGAUGUGAACUUGAUGAUUGGGAUGAACAAGGACGAAGGCAACUAUUGGAAUAUCUACCAGUUGCCACAAUUCUUCGAUAAAGCUGAGCCUCCCGAAUUGACCAGACAUCAAUUCGAUUCACUAAUUGACUCGACCUUCUCAAUUCAACCUGACAUCAUUCGUUCCGCUGCCAAAUAUAUUUAUUCUGAUCCGAAUUGCACAGAUCACGGCCGGAAGACUCGAUUCUAUGCAGGACAAAUGAAUCAAAUAGUUGGAGAUUAUUUCUUUUCUUGUGACUCACUUUGGCUCGCUGAUCAGAUUUUCUUUUUCGUCUCUAUCUCUCUCCUCUAUUCCAGAUUCGUUCAACUCACAGAAGUUCGACUAGGAAACCUCCGAAUGUUUUUGUUUAUUAUUUCACACAAUCUUCCAGUGCGAACCCCUGGCCAAAAUGGACUGGAGCAAUGCAUGGAUACGAAAUUGAAUAUGUUUUUGGAGUUCCGUUGA
Messenger RNA from Caenorhabditis remanei, 1485 nucleotides. RefSeq lists its product as uncharacterized. The record is from RefSeq and is a predicted model, not a curated record. Gene Ontology annotation, cellular component: plasma membrane. Gene Ontology annotation, molecular function: cholinesterase activity. The transcript is spliced from 13 exons. The coding region runs from base 1 to 1485 and encodes 494 amino acids. Lineage: Eukaryota; Metazoa; Nematoda; Chromadorea; Rhabditida; Rhabditidae.